ACCCUCGAGCAAUAAUACUCUGAGCUAGGAAAUAGAACCUGAGAUCAAAGCCCUGCCUCCCGCCCACAAUGAAGUCCCUUCCCAUAAGCCUUCUCAUUUUGGCUUUGGCGACUGCAACUGCCUUUGCUUAUGACCCAAGUCCUCUUCAGGACAUAUGCGUGGCCAUCGACGACCCGAAGUCUGCAGUGUUUGUGAACGGGGAGUUUUGCAAGGACCCUAAGCAAGCCACUGCAGAUGACUUUGUCUUUAUGAAGUUCAGAAACCCUGGGAAUACUGCAAACCCACUUGGAUCAAAAGUCACACCUGCUACAGUCCUCGAGUUUCCAGGACUCAAUACUUUGGGCAUAUCCAUGGCUCGCAUUGACUUCGCUCCCGGCGGUCUAAACCCUCCCCACACUCACCCCCGUGGCACUGAGGUUCUGGUCGUCAUCGAGGGCACACUCCUUGUCGGCUUCGUCACAUCCAACCAAUUGAACAAUACUCUUUUUACCAAAGUCUUGUACCAAGGCGACGUGUUUGUUUUCCCAAUUGGACUCAUUCACUUCCAGUUGAAUACUGGAAAGACCCCUGCACUGGCCUUUGCUGGUUUGAGCAGCCAAAACCCAGGAGUCAUUACCAUAGCGAACUCCAUCUUCGGAGCGAAGCCACCCAUUUCUGCUGAUGUUCUCACCAAGGCCUUCCAAGUGGACAAGAAAGUUGUCGACGACCUCCAGGCAAAGUUUUGGUACGACAACAACUAAAUGGAGCAGAUGACCAGAAAAAUGCCCACAGAGCAUGUGAGCCAUAUAGCGUAUGAGAUCAUUGCUACUCUCCAUGAGAGAUUGCCAAGGAUAAAUCAAUAAUUUAUCUCAAUGUUUAUACGGAAUUUAUAUAACUUUUGUAUGAAUCAUUGAGCAAUAAAGAUCAUUUACUAUGAAA
Messenger RNA from Syzygium oleosum, 918 nucleotides. RefSeq names its product germin-like protein subfamily 1 member 13. The record is from RefSeq and is a predicted model, not a curated record. Gene Ontology annotation, molecular function: manganese ion binding. Lineage: Eukaryota; Viridiplantae; Streptophyta; Magnoliopsida; Myrtales; Myrtaceae. The coding region runs from base 69 to 740 and encodes 223 amino acids. Gene Ontology annotation, cellular component: cell wall. The transcript is spliced from 2 exons.